GUCCCACUCCCACGCAAAGCAGGCAGGCAAGCACCCGCAAAUCUCCCUCACCUCCCCAACCCCCAAGGAACCCCCCACUCCCCGUGAGGGCGCGAGAUCUCUCUCCCCCCCUCAGAUCCGCCUCCCGGACACCGCCAGUCCCGGGCUCCCGCCGACGCCGACGCCGCCAUGUCGCAAAACCACGGGGACACGAUCCCGCUCAACGCGUCGUCCGCGCAGUCGGACAUGGACGAGAUCGAGAGCCUCAUCUACGCGGCGCCCUCCGCCACCGUCCUCCCGGCGCGGCCGACCUCCCCUCCGCGCGCCUCCAUCCCGGUCUCCACCUCCCCGCUCCCGGCCCCCGCGAAGCCGCCCCUCCCCGCCUCCUCCAUCCCCAUCUUCGUGCCCCAGGCGCCGCCUGCCUCCUCGGCCGCCCCGCCCGCGUCCGUCUCCGUCGCCAUCGCGUCCGACGGCUUCGGCUCCGCGCCCAACACGCUCACCGAGCCCGUCUGGGACACCGUCAAGCGCGACCUCGCCCGCAUCGUCAGCAACCUCAAGCUCGUCGUCUUCCCCAACCCCAACCGCGAGGACCCCGGCAAGGCGCUCAGGGACUGGGACCUCUGGGGCCCCUUCUUCUUCAUCGUCUUCCUCGGACUCACGCUGUCCUGGUCCGCCUCUGUUAAGAAGUCUGAAGUUUUUGCUGUUGCAUUCGCUGUCCUGGCAGCUGGGGCUAUAAUUCUAACACUAAAUGUUCUGCUUCUGGGUGGGCACAUCAUCUUCUUCCAAAGCCUCAGUCUUCUUGGCUAUUGUCUGUUUCCUCUGGAUGUUGGAGCCCUAAUUUGCAUGCUGAAGGAUAGCGUCAUACUAAAGAUCAUCGUCGUAACAGUCACUCUGGCGUGGAGCUCCUGGGCUGCCUAUCCGUUCAUGAGUGCUGCUGUCAACCCAAGGAGAAAGGCUCUGGCCCUAUAUCCUGUCUUCCUCAUGUAUAUUUCAGUUGGGUUCCUCAUAAUUGCCAUAGAUUAAUCCUGGGGGGUGAGAAUUGUAGCAACUCCGUAAGAUUUUCCGCAUUGAACCACCAGAAUAUAUACAGGUUUGAAUACAUUGUUCCCCUUAUGGAGGCUUUGCUUAUUGUUUUGUCUGAGAUUUUGGCCUUCACAUGAGGGAAGCGGCAAGGCUGUAAAAUUAGUCAAAAAUCUAUAUAUGUUGACUGUUGUAAAUGGCAUCUCGCUCCUGUCUUGGACCACGUAAUUGACUACUUCAAACUCUCUUAAACAGCUAUUAUAUGGUGUUGUGUCGUGACUCGUGAAA
This is a messenger RNA of Brachypodium distachyon (stiff brome), 1287 nucleotides long. Its product is annotated as protein YIPF6 homolog. Gene Ontology annotation, cellular component: trans-Golgi network; membrane. NCBI's taxonomy places the organism in Eukaryota, Viridiplantae, Streptophyta, Magnoliopsida, Poales, Poaceae. The coding region runs from base 169 to 1002 and encodes 277 amino acids. The record is from RefSeq and is a predicted model, not a curated record. The transcript is spliced from 3 exons. Gene Ontology annotation, biological process: endoplasmic reticulum to Golgi vesicle-mediated transport.